GUGCAAUCACAUAAGCCAUUUUCCUUCUUGCCCUUACUAUCCUAAGCCAAAAGAGCUCUGGUUCUAACCCAUCUUCUUUUGUGUGACACAAAAACAUGGCCAGCUUGGUCCGGCUAGGUUCUUCACAGCAAACCAAUAAGGGUGGCCUGAGCUUGUUUACCUUGUCCGACCAUGAGAUCUUGAACCAAAUUUAUACAACCCAUGUCCAUGAUGAUGAAAAGUUUGAUGUUGAAUCUCUUUUCAUCAUCGUCGAGAACAUCCUUAAGCGUGCCACUGUCGUCGUUGACAAUAUAGUGCUGGGUACCCAAGCAACAGUUGAGCACUUGGAGGAGAAGAUCCCAAAAGCAAGUUUUAGUCCACCAAUAUGUACACUCAAGAAUAUUUCCUGUGAGAUGCAAUGCAAGGCACCUGGGGAAGAAAUUGCUCACAAAACGGCACUCUCAAUACUCAGCAAAUUGUCAAACUAUUCCUGGGAUGCAAAGGCAGUGUUGACACUUGCAGCUUUUGCUUUGGACUAUGGGGAAUUCUGGCUGCUUGCCCAGAUUCAGUCAUCGGACCAACUUGCCAAAUCAGUAGGAACAUUGAAGAGAGUACCUAUCCUCCUAAAGCGCCCAACCCUGCAGAAACAUAAGCAAGCACUUAUUGAGCUUAACAAUGUGAUCAAAGCCACACUGGAAGUGAUUGAGUGCAUCUUUGAGUUAGAGAAGCUAUCAAACCAUGACAUAAAAGAUGUACCAGCAUUAUCAACAGGCGUGGAACAUAUCCCAGUUGAUGUUUAUUGGGCUAUUGUGACUGUUGUAGCUAGCACCACUCAGUUUUGUUGCCUCAUUAACGAUGAGGAAAAGAGACCAGAACUAUCCCCAUUUUCUCAGAAACUCAAUAUCAUUGUCACCAAGCUUAAGAGGCAGAUAACAAUUAUCAGACAACAAAUAGAGGAGUCAGAGGCUUACUGGAAGUUGGUAAAGGUUUUUCGAACCCCUACGGAGAUCAUGGAGGUAUUUAAGGGACUGAUCUAUACCAAGGACAGUGUGCAGCCUCUUAUUGAUGGUUCUACUAAAAAACCGGUUAACAUUGACGUGUUGAAGAAGAAGAAUGUCUUACUGUUCAUUUCGAGUCUAGACAUUACCGAAGAAGACAUUUCAAUUCUUAGACCAAUUCAUGAUACUAUUAAGAAGGAAGACCAGUAUAAGAUUGUGUGGAUCCCAAUUGUGGAGCAAUGGACCGAGGAGUUGCAAAAGAAGUUUGAGAUCUUGCGGUUUAAGAUGCCAUGGUAUGUGGUGCAGUACUAUUCACCAAUAGCAGGCAUUAGAUUCAUCAAGGAGAAGUGGCAUUUCAAGGGCAAGCCCACCGUUGUGGUGUUGAACCAUCAAGGGAAGGUGGAAUGCGAGAAUGCAAUGCACAUGAUUAGGGUAUGGGGAAUUAAGGCCUACCCUUUCACUAGCACAGUAGAAGAAACUCUAUCUGCUUCAAAGGAAUGGAUUGGAUCCAUUGGAACUGGAGUUCAUCCAAGUGUUGAGAACUGGAUUAAGGACCAAAAGUACAUCUUUUUCUAUGGAGGCAAAGACAACGAGUGGAUCCAACAAUUUACUAAAAGAGCAACUGCCCUUGCCAAUGAUCCAGUGAUAAAGGAAGCAAGAAUUUCCAUUGAGUUGCUAUGCGUCGGAAAGGGCAACAAAGGAGAAAACAAUGCGGGAGUCCUUGGGCGAUUUUGGACUGGUAUUGAGAGCUUGUUCAUUUCCAAGACUCAAAGGAAGAUCGAAACAGACGCUGUGUCAUUAGAAAUCCAGAAAUUGCUUUCUUACAAGAAUGAGAGUGGGUGGGCUGUGCUCAGCAAAGGUUCAACCGUUGUACUCAGUGGGCAUGGGACAACAAUUUUGAAGGUCUUGGAGGACUUGGACAAAUGGAAGGAGCUUGUGCGUGAAAAGGGCUUCGAAGUCAUAUUCAGAGAGUACCAUAACAAGGUUCUUCACACUGCUCACAUUUGUUGCCGAAUUGACAUUCCAAACACCAGUGGGAAAAUACCAGAGAACAUGAAAUGCCCUGACUGUCCACGCAUCAUGGAAACAUAUAUCAGCUUCAAGUGUUGCCACAUUGAUGGUACUGCCAAUGGGUUGCAUUAAGUGCCUACCUUUUCUUCGGAUCACCUAGGGUUGCACUACUAGUACUAAAUUAAAAAACGUGGUUACGUUGGUAACCUUAUGCGAGUAACAAAAAUGAGAUGUGACAUGCAUGGGGUUUAAAUAUUUAUGUUUUGGUGUGAUGUGAUCUGAUGCCACUUUUGUAUUGUACGUUAUGACUUGUGUUGUUACCCUCUUCUGGUUUUGUGACUUAUGAGAAGGAAUGUGUGUAAUCCUGCGGUAUGGAUGUUGCAUUAACAAAAGUGGAAUUCUUAUGGUUUUUACA
Molecule: messenger RNA, 2403 nt
Organism: Quercus robur (English oak)
Lineage: Eukaryota; Viridiplantae; Streptophyta; Magnoliopsida; Fagales; Fagaceae
Product: protein SIEVE ELEMENT OCCLUSION B-like
Exons: 7
Coding region: 96-2120 (674 amino acids)
Biological process (GO): phloem development
Source: RefSeq, a predicted model, not a curated record